CCCCUUCGCUCUGGCUCGGCGCUCGGCCGUGGCGCCUGAUCAAGAUGGCCGCGCCCACUGCGGCGGGCCCGUGACCGGAGGGCCAUGCUGGCGCUGCGGACGGUGCUGGGCCGCUGCCUGGCGGGGCCGGCCCGCGGCGGGGCCGCUUGCAGUCCCCUUAUUCAGACAGCCAGAUGGUACGCUAGACCUGUGAAAAAAAGAAUGAAAGACAUCCCCAGCCAUUUGGAUGACCUUCCUCCCACAAUGCUGAAGAAAGGUUAUACCGAUGUCCCAGUAGUAAAUAGUGUGGAUGAUGUAGUGAAAAGGCUGUUGUCACUGGAAAUGGCAAGCCAGAAGGAAAAGAUGAAAAUAAAGACACAGCAGCUGGUGGAGAAGGUCAGGAGGUCUCCCAGCGACAAUGGCUCUUUUGAGGUGCAAGUUGCUGUGUUGACUGCCAAGAUACGCAGUUACGAGGAGCAUCUUCAGAAGCAUCCCAAGGAUAAAAGUAACCGCCGCCGCAUGCUGAUGGAUAUAGAUCGCCGGAAGAAACUCCUGGGCUAUCUUCGGCGUGUCCGCUAUGAUGCCUUUGAGAACACCUGCAAGCAGCUGAACAUCCAGUACAGCCUGCCCGCUGCCUACUCCCGGCGGAUCACCAAGCGCUGGCUGGUGAAGAAGGCUUUCUGGCAAUUGGUGUUUGAGGACUGGCCUUUUCCUGCCCCGUGAGUACCCACACGUGUACAGUAGCCAGCACUCACUACCAGCCCAGUGGUGAGUGCAGUCUGCUGCAGAGAAAGAGCCAAGAGAUGCUAGUUCUGGUCAUUGGUAGUGGCAGAAAAUCACCUCAGGAGGCAUCUGUGCCCCUCUGUGCCAGCUCGGCGCAGGGCCUGCUCCACAGCUGCCAUUAGCCACCCAGUGCUGGGAACGUGCAGGCAAGGAAUGGCAACUGCAGGCUCUGCGGGAGCAGGAAUUCGUGCUGCCCUUGGUUGUAUGAACAGUGCAAAUGCUCCCCAAGAGCCUGCAGUGCAAGGCGAGCAUCCCCAUGCACUGCACUGAGCACCCACAGC
This is a messenger RNA of Pezoporus flaviventris, 1043 nucleotides long. RefSeq names its product mitochondrial ribosomal protein S15 (gene MRPS15). Gene Ontology annotation, cellular component: ribosome. Gene Ontology annotation, molecular function: structural constituent of ribosome. Lineage: Eukaryota; Metazoa; Chordata; Aves; Psittaciformes; Psittacidae. Gene Ontology annotation, biological process: translation. The transcript has 8 exons. The coding region runs from base 85 to 702 and encodes 205 amino acids. The record is from RefSeq and is a predicted model, not a curated record.